CAUCAUGAAGUGUCUGGUGUUUAUGCUGUUGGUGGCGCUGAGCAGCGCUAAAUUCUUGGAACGCUGUGAAUGGGCGCGAAUGCUGAAGGCGCAGGGGAUGGACGGCUAUAAAGGCUACAGCAUCAGCGACUGGCUUUGUUUGACCCAGAGCGAGUCGUAUUAUAACACCAAAGCCACCAACCACGACUCUGACGGCUCCACCUGCUAUGGCAUCUUCCAGGUCAACAGCUACUAUUGGUGUUACGACGGCCAGGGGCACACUUCAAAUUUAUGUCGAGUCAACUGCAGCGAACUCCUGAAGGACGACGCCGUUGCGGCGAUCAAGUGUGCCAAAUAUGUCGUUCAGUAUCACAAUGGCAUGAACGCCUGGGUUUCCUGGGGGCGUCACUGUGAGGGUCGUGACCUGAGCUACUUCGUGAGUGGAUGUGGAGUUUAACCGACGUCUGGAACCUGCAGAGCCACGUCUCUUAUUCAUGGUUAUAAAUUCAUGAUGCUGAUUUUAAAACCACAAUAAAAUGUUGAUUUGACAAAGAU
Messenger RNA from Solea solea (common sole), 534 nucleotides. RefSeq names its product lysozyme C-like. Bases 5 to 436 code for a protein of 143 amino acids. Gene Ontology annotation, molecular function: lysozyme activity. The record is from RefSeq and is a predicted model, not a curated record. The transcript has 4 exons. Lineage: Eukaryota; Metazoa; Chordata; Actinopteri; Pleuronectiformes; Soleidae.